AUGGCAUCCAAACCCACAACCAGUUCUUCUUCCGCCGCAAUCACAAUCUUCAGACCGGGAACAUUAGUUGAAAUCAGCAACGAUGUAGAAGGAUACUACGGUUCAUGGUUUACCGGAAAGAUUGUCUGUUGUCUCCACCACCACAAGUUUGUUGUGGAGUAUGAUAAAAUAAUGGUGGAUGAGGAGGGAACAAUGGGAGUCCAAGAAACUGUGAACCUUUCCCAGCUCCGUCCAAUUCCUCCGAAGGAGAUCAUCCAGGAUCUCCAAGUUGGGGACGAAGUUGAUGCUUAUGAUAGAGACAGAUGGUGGGAGGGUCGCAUCUCUGGCAACUUUGAAAACGGUAUGUGGGCAGUUUAUUUUAUCACAAAUAGGAAGUAA
Molecule: messenger RNA, 378 nt
Organism: Lathyrus sativus (Indian pea)
Lineage: Eukaryota; Viridiplantae; Streptophyta; Magnoliopsida; Fabales; Fabaceae
Source: the annotation of a GenBank genome assembly